CAGCCAGCCUCGUAGGCUCGUAGCCGUGACGCAAGACAGCCAAGAGCCCAAGAGAGAAUACAGUCAGUAGACUCGGGCUUAGUAGAGUAUACAGGCUUGUUCAAUCAGUUCGUGUUGAGGCGUCAGUGAGCAAAGACCGUGCAUCACCUACUCUGGUUUAUAAGUAGCUCGUGGACAGUGUUUCCAUAGUUACUUCGUCUCUCGUCACCAUGGCCCCGGGACCUACUGGAUGUCUGAGCAGAGAUGCUCCCGAUAUUGAGAAUGUCCUGUCGCUGAACCCACGAGUGACGACUCAUGCCACCUUCCAGCCAUCCUCAGUCACGAAAGCAAACAAGAAGCACUGGAAGAGGAACAAGGCUAAAGAUUGUGCGAGCCACUGCAGUUUGGAGAAGAAUUUCGACGACAUCAAACACACGACCCUGAGCGAACGAGGCGCCCUGAGGGAGAGUGCCCGUUGCCUCAAGUGUGCCGAUGCCCCGUGCCAGAAGUCCUGCCCCACGCAACUCGACGUUAAGCAGUUCAUCUCCUGCAUCGCUAAUAAAAACUACUAUGGCGCCGCCAAGAUGAUAUUCUCCGACAACCCAUUAGGCCUAACCUGUGGAAUGGUGUGCCCGACGAGUGACCUCUGCGUCGGGGGCUGCAACCUCUACGCCAGCGAAGAGGGCCCUAUCAACAUCGGCGGCCUCCAGCAGUUUGCUACUGAUAUCUUUCGGCAGAUGGACGUUCCUCAGAUCCGUUCGCCAGACCUUCCCAAAGACCUCCCUGAAAGCUACGCAGCGAAGAUCGCCCUCAUUGGUUGCGGUCCAGCCUCUGUGUCAUGCGCCACUUUCCUCGCGCGUCUCGGCUACGACAACGUGGACGUCUUCGAGAAGAGGGAGUACGUCGGCGGGCUGAGCUCCUCCGAGAUUCCCCAGUAUCGGCUCCCUUACGAGGUGGUCAAGUUCGAGGUGGAUCUCAUGAAGGAUCUGGGAGUCAAGGUCCAUCACGGACGCCAGUUGUCCGUGUCGGAUAUCACCGUCAAGGGACUCCAAAACGAAGGGUAUGAGGCUAUUUUCGUUGGCAUCGGUCUCCCGCAACCAAAAAAGAUCGGCAUCUUCGCUGAUCUGACAAUCGAUAUGGGAUUCUACACAAGUAAAGAUUUCCUGCCUCUUGUCACAGCCGGCAGUAAGCCAGGAAUGUGCGCAUGUAAAGGUCAGCUUCCAGCUAUUCGAGGUAUUGUGCUGGUGCUAGGUGCUGGCGACACCGCCUUUGACUGCGCUACGUCUGCCCUCCGGUGUGGAGCUAAACGUGUGUUUGUCGUCUUCAGGAAGGGUUUUACCAACAUACGAGCUGUGCCGGAGGAGAUGGAAUUGGCGCGCGAGGAAAUGUGUGAAUUUCUUCCUUUCCUUUCCCCCCGCAAAGUCAUCACGAAGAACGGACGCGUUGCAGCCAUGGAGUUCGCUCGUACCGAACAGACUGAAGACGGAACGUGGAUCGAGGACGAUGAACAAAUUGUCAGGCUCAAGUGCGAUUAUAUCAUCUCGGCCUUUGGCUCAGGUCUAUCGGACAAUGAUAUCACUGCCGCACUAUCCCCUCUGAAGUUCAAUCGAUGGGGCCUACCGGAAGUCGAUCCUAAAACAAUGGCCUCGAGUGAGCCAGGAGUGUACUGCGGUGGCGAUAUUGCAGGCGUUGCUGAGACCACCGUGGAAAGUGUCAAUGAUGGCAAGACAGCUGCGUGGAAUAUUCAUAAGUAUUUGCAGUCUUUGCAUGGGUUGUUUGUACCAGAAAAACCUCAGCUGCCUAAGUUCUAUUCACCAAUUGAUGAAGUUGACCUCUCCGUUACGAUCUGCGGUAUCAAGUUCCCCAAUCCCUUUGGCCUAGCAUCUGCCCCACCAACAACAGCAUCUGCGAUGAUACGAAGAGCGUUUGAGGCUGGCUGGGGAUUCUGUGUAACAAAAACCUUUGCUCUGGACAAGGACAUUGUAACCAACGUAUCCCCUCGAAUUGUGAGGGGAACUACAUCCGGCCAUAUUUAUGGACCAGGCCAGGGCUCUUUCCUCAACAUAGAACUUAUUUCAGAAAAGACUUGCGCUUAUUGGCUGCAGAGUAUCACAGAGUUGAAGAAGGAUUUCCCAGAUAAGGUACUCAUUGCCAGUAUUAUGUGCAGUUACAAUGCGGAGGACUGGACAGAACUGGCAAAGAAGGCAGAAGAGGCAGGUUCUGAUGCUUUAGAACUAAAUUUGUCUUGUCCCCACGGCAUGGGAGAACGUGGUAUGGGAUUAGCUUGUGGUCAGGAUCCAGAGCUUGUAAGAAAUAUUUGCCGGUGGGUGAGAGCUGCAACUACCAUUCCCUUCUUUGCUAAACUGACCCCAAAUGUCACCAAUAUUGUUGCUAUUGCUGCAGCUGCUUAUGAUGGUGGUGCUGAUGGUGUGACAGCUACUAAUACUGUAUCUGGACUGAUGGGACUCAGACCAGAUGGAUCUGCAUGGCCGUCAAUAGGAAAAGAGCAAAGGACAACAUACGGUGGUGUUUCUGGCAAUGCUAUCCGCCCUAUUGCUCUCCGUGCUGUAACUGCCAUCGGACGAGCUUUGCCCGACUUCCCUAUACUGGCUACUGGUGGUAUUGACUCGGCUGAUGCAGGGCUUCAAUUUUUGUUAGGAGGAGCAUCUGCUUUGCAGAUUUGCAGCUCAGUUCAAAACCAAGACUUCACUGUUAUUGAGGACUAUAUCCUUGGCCUUAAAGCGCUCCUCUACCUACGUUCACUGGAAUCUAAGAAAACAUGGAUGGGACAGUCUCCUCCAACGGGAAAACAUCAACUAGGAAAACCAGUAGUUGCCCUCAGUGACAUGAUUGGCAAAAAACUUUCAAACUUUGGCCCAUAUCUUCAAGAAAAAGAAAAGUUGAUAACAGAUCACAAGAGAAAUGCAGACAUACUGGAGCCACAACCACAAGAAAGAAUCAUUUCUGCACCUAAAUAUGGGGUUCCAACUUUGCAAGACUUGAUAGGCCUUGCAUUGCCUAUGGUAGGAACCUAUGGAGACUUGGACAACAAACAACAAAAGGUCGCGCUGAUUGAUGAAGACAUGUGCAUAAACUGUGGAAAGUGUUAUAUGACUUGUAAUGAUUCCGGAUACCAGGCCAUCACUUUCGAUCCAGAAACUCAUCUAACUCACGUCACUGAUGAUUGCACGGGAUGCACCCUUUGUGUCUCUGUGUGUCCCAUCAUUGACUGCAUACGGAUGGUCGACAGAAAAGGCCCCUACAUUCCAAAGAGAGGGAUCCCUCUCGACACUGGAGUAGUUCCUCGUCUCCCUGCCGUUGCCCCAGCUGAAUUGUCUUCUUCAUGAUCUAAACUUCAUUUUAUAGAAUAAUGCAAAUUAUUUUAAGUAUUUUAUAUUUUAAUAAUGCAAAAUAUUUUAACUAUUUGUUAUAUUCGUGUGCUACUGUGGGAUCGACGCGCUUACUGUAUUCGUAUACAUGAAGGUGUCAUGUCAUGUAUGAAUAAGAGGACUGCAUGUAUUUUUACAUUCGGCUGAUUGUGUUCGUUAGAUACUGGUAAAGACGAGAUGUUACCCAGGAAAUGGUCCAGUUUCCCAUACUGACCCCUGUAGGCACACUGUACUGUCAUAGCUACCUAAAAUAUUAACAAAACAGAGAGUUUAAAAAGAUAUAAAAAUAAAAAUAUAUUACCAUUGUCAUUGUGAUAUGUGACGAAAGAAUACUUUUGCCCUUCAAAAAAUGUACUUGGCAUGUAAUGCUGAUGGUAUUUCAGAAUGUAAGGUCCAAUGUUUUCAUAAUUUUCAUUUCAAGUUGAAAGGGCACUUUAUUUUAUUUUUUCAUAUUUUAUCAAUAUUCAUAUCAUUGUAAGCUGCAUGAUGAUGAUAAGAAUAGGGUAGAUUUAAAGAAAGAAAGAGGCACUGUUAGAAAGCCUAGAAUUAGCAAAUUCAAUGAAUUAAAAAAAAGUCUGGUGGAUAUAAAAUGGUCAAGCAAAAAUUUAACAAACAUUCACAACUUUACCUUGUAGGGGAAAAUUUUUUUGUAAAGCUAACCAGGCUUAUGGGUAAGGUUACUUACUGCAAAUACAAUGUAAUGAUGCGG
Messenger RNA from Macrobrachium nipponense, 4077 nucleotides. It is a transcript of the gene su(r), whose product is annotated as dihydropyrimidine dehydrogenase [NADP(+)]-like. The record is from RefSeq and is a predicted model, not a curated record. Gene Ontology annotation, biological process: thymine catabolic process; uracil catabolic process. The transcript is spliced from 21 exons. The coding region runs from base 210 to 3326 and encodes 1038 amino acids. NCBI's taxonomy places the organism in Eukaryota, Metazoa, Arthropoda, Malacostraca, Decapoda, Palaemonidae. Gene Ontology annotation, molecular function: iron-sulfur cluster binding; NADP binding; dihydropyrimidine dehydrogenase (NADP+) activity. Gene Ontology annotation, cellular component: cytoplasm; cytosol.